AUGUAUGAAGUGGCUAAAUACUACAUUAUUGAUGCUCUUAGCUGUCAGCAGUUAAUGGUUAAGCGAAUGAAAGUGCGUAAUCUUUUAAGUGCUGAUGCGUGGCAGGAAAAAAUUUUAACCAACUUUGCAUCAUUAUAUCCAAGCCUUAUCAUGAUAUAUAAUCUCUCACCUGAUAAAAUCAUUUUAUCUCGAGAGCGUGCUGAAUCUCUAAAGGAAAGUGAGCAUAGAAACCAAGCUGAAAUGAAAGGCCUUUAUCCAAAAAAGCAAGAGCGAGAACAUUAUAGAUGCUUUAAAUCUAAAUACUCUUCAGUUUCCUUUAUUGAUGCCUGUCUAGAUGCAAAAUCACUCGCUUUAAAAGUGUAUAUGAAUACAUUUUACGGUGAAGCUGGGAAUAGCGGAAGUAAAAGGUUUAGUGUAAAAUAUAGGGACACAGAUUCCUUAUACUUUGUCUAUUCAGAAGAAUACUUUCAGAAAUGUGAUGAGGCAUAUGACAAUGAAAGACUUCGUGAUGAAGUUAAUGACUUUCUCAGAAAUGAUAAUGGAUCAUCUUAUCUCAAAAUGGCGUAUGAGGAAGUCUUAUUUCCAGUAGUAUUUACUGGAAAGAAAAAAUACUAUGGCAUCCCACAUAGAAGAGAGCCUAACUUUAAUAAUAAGCUUUUCAUUCGAGGGGUUGAGAUUGUAAAGCAGAAGCAGUCUAAACACUUUCGUGAAGUAGGUAAGAAUGUCAUGAAUAAAUCUAUGAAGGUGGAUAAUUUACGUAUCUUACAUCAGAUUGUAAAAGACGUGCUCAAAGAGAUCAUAGAUGAUAUUUCACAGAUAGAUCUUAAUGGGAUGGUUAAAGCUGCUAUGUAG
Molecule: messenger RNA, 852 nt
Organism: Funneliformis geosporum
Lineage: Eukaryota; Fungi; Glomeromycota; Glomeromycetes; Glomerales; Glomeraceae
Source: the annotation of a GenBank genome assembly